Messenger RNA from Babjeviella inositovora NRRL Y-12698, 1581 nucleotides. RefSeq lists its product as uncharacterized. Lineage: Eukaryota; Fungi; Ascomycota; Pichiomycetes; Serinales. Bases 1 to 1581 code for a protein of 526 amino acids. Gene Ontology annotation, molecular function: transmembrane transporter activity. Gene Ontology annotation, biological process: transmembrane transport. The record is from RefSeq and is a predicted model, not a curated record. The transcript has 2 exons. Gene Ontology annotation, cellular component: plasma membrane.
AUGCGCGAGAAACAAAUAUACGCAAGACCUCCAGAAUACCCUGAGACCUGGGGAGACGAUGGGCAGUUCUCCCAAAACCAAAACUGGGGUAAUCAAGCCAAUGCUAAUUAUAAUAAUAGCAGAUAUAAUGACGAGGGAAAGCCUAAUCCCAACGCGCAGGUGUUUGAUGAAGCCUUCGAAGUUCCAAAGCAAAAGUUCAACGAUAUUCCCUUUGCGGCCUUGUUUUUGGCCACGGUCGUAGGAUUCAUCGUGGUGUCUGUGAUUUCCAUCAAGGCAUACAAGUCCACAUUCAACUUCCAGGGAACCUCCAUCUACAACUCUGGUAACACCUUCUCGGUGAACACGCAUACGGUGAUCUUGUUUGGGUUCGCAAUUGUAAUUGCGUUGGUGUUGUCCGUUGCUAUCCUCAUGCUUGCGCGUUUCCACGCCAAGAGCUUCAUUAAGUUCUCAAUGAUUUUCAACUUUAUCUUUGGGCUUGGAACAGCGAUUUACUACUUAGCCAUGAGAUACUGGUCGGCGGGAAUUCCCGCCUUGGUUUUCACCAUAAUCACGGGCAUCAGUUAUUGGACCAUGAGGAAGCGUAUUCCAUUCUCGGCUACAGUCUUGGAGAUUGUCAUUGAUGUUAUGAAAGGCCGCCCAAGUACCUUGGUAGUUUCGAUCUUGGGGGCUGUUGUUACCGCUGCCUUUUCGUGUUUGUUUACUAUCUCCGUUGUUGCGACCUACGCAAAGUACGACACCAAUUCAAAUAAUCCAAACUGUACCUCCGGAGGCUGUUCUAGCGGUAAGCUUGUGGGAUUGAUUAUCUUCUUGUUCUUCGCAGGGUACUACAUUACAGAAGUUAUGCGCAACGUCAUCCAUGUCACCAUUUCCGGGGUUUAUGGUACGUGGUACUACUUGUCCAAGAGCGACCAAGGUGAGCCUAAAUUAGCAGCUUGGGGUGCUUUUAAACGCGCUGUUACCUACUCCUUUGGCUCUAUUUGCCUCGGGUCACUCAUUGUUACCAUUAUCCAAAUGUUGAGACAGUUCUGUCAGUUUCUCUCUUCUCCUCAGAACGCCAUGAUCGGGGGACAAGAUGGGAUCGGAGCCGCCGUCAUGGUCGUCAUGGAAAUUCUUGUGGGGUUUGUGGAAUGGGCAGCGAGAUUUUUCAACCAAUAUGCGUUUUCGUAUAUCGCUUUGUACGGGGAGUCCUACGUCCAGUCGGCUAAGAAUACCUGGAAGUUGAUAAAGCACAACGGGAUGAGUGCUUUAGUAAAUGACUGCCUCAUUGGCAGCGCAUUGUUAUUCUAUUGCUUGUUUGUGGGGUACGCCGCCGCCUUAUUCUCGUACUUGUUCUUACGAUUGACGCAGCCAGAAUACAACUCCACCGGGGGCUUCUACGCCCCAAUUGUGGCUUUCACGUUUGUUAUCGCAAUGCAGAUCACUCACGUCGCCACCACAGUGGUCAAGUCCGGUACUUCCACUUUCUUUACCGCUUUGAGUAGGGAUCCGGAGGUGCUUCAAGCCUGUUACCCUCAGAGUUAUAACGAAAUCUUCCAGAACUAUCCAGACGUUGUGAAAAAGCUUAACCCUGUCGGUGUUUGA